UCCGAAACGUUUCUUCUUCCUUCACCCCCAGCCAAAUCCAAUCAUGGCUCGACCCCAACAACGCUAUCGAGGUGUCCGCCAGAGGCAUUGGGGCUCCUGGGUCUCCGAAAUCCGCCACCCUCUUCUGAAGACAAGAAUAUGGCUGGGGACGUUCGAAACUGCGGAAGAUGCAGCUAGAGCGUACGACGAAGCAGCGAGGCUUAUGUGUGGAACAAAGGCAAGAACUAAUUUUCCGUUUAAUCCCAAUGAGCCACAGUCGUCUUCUUCCAAGUAUCUCUCUGCAACUUUGACGGCGAAGCUUCACAAGUGCCACAUGGCUUCGCUCUCACUUCAAAUGGCCAAUAAGCAGAAACAGCCACAGCAACAAGAACCACCUCAGAGGCCUAACUAUAACCACCAUAACUACCCAUGUGCCUCCAGCAAUGGCAUUGUCGGAACGAGUUCCGACGCGGGAUUCCGGUGGCCGGAGAUGAGACCUGAGGAAUCCCAAUGGGUGGUAGAAGGCCAGGGAGAAGAAGUUGGGCCAGUACUUGAAGAUGAUCACAUAGAGCAAAUGAUUCAGGAGUUGCUUCAUUAUGGCUCCGUCGAGCUCUGCUCUCUUGGCUCAGCCUAGCCUAGCCUCCAAAAUUAUGCUUUUUCCUUCUUCCAAGACAUUAAAUUUAGGUAUAAUCAUUUGAAGGGGUUGCCAUCAGUUCUCCAAAAGACCAAAAAAAUUAAAAAAGCAUAAUGUAUAAACAAAAUUAUUUAUAAAUCCAAUAACAUGAUCUUAAGCCAUUAAAAAAGGAAAAAACCCCUUCUUGUAUUGGAGAGACUGAUCACAACCACUUCAAACUAUGCCUAAAUUUUGUUAGUCUCAAAGCUCAUUAGCCAUAUAUAUAAAACCUCUCUUCACCAUAUAUAUAUAUAUAUGUAAUAAGACCUGAGUCUAUUUUGUUACUUCCUUAGUCACUUGAUAAAUCUAAUAUUUAGUAGAGAACCCAAGUCAUGCAUUAUGAAGAUGAUGAGUUGUAAUAUAAGUUUAUCGGCAUAUAAAGAUUAUAUAUUUUGUUCAGCUUCCA
Messenger RNA from Neltuma alba, 1058 nucleotides. Its product is annotated as ethylene-responsive transcription factor ERF003-like. The record is from RefSeq and is a predicted model, not a curated record. Bases 44 to 613 code for a protein of 189 amino acids. Lineage: Eukaryota; Viridiplantae; Streptophyta; Magnoliopsida; Fabales; Fabaceae. The transcript is spliced from 2 exons. Gene Ontology annotation, molecular function: DNA-binding transcription factor activity; DNA binding. Gene Ontology annotation, biological process: regulation of DNA-templated transcription.